AUGGAGGAGUCGAGCGGCAAACAACUAAUGGCCGGUUCGAUAGAACCAACGAACACUGCCGGGAAUUCACCAAAAUAUGUCUGCACUAUCGAACGGGUGUCAAGUGGGCCGGUACGCUUGGGAAUAAUACCAAUCCAGGUGGAAAUUCCACGUGGCAUGGUCCAAGCCGUGGCUUUUCUAGACAGUGGAUCGGAUACCACCCUCGUGAGAGAAAGCUUCGCACGAGAACACGACCUUGGAGGACAAACCACCUCAUUGGUAAUCAGCACGGUAAAUGAAGCACGAGCAGUUCGAGCUUCUCAACUGAGUUUGAAGUUCGCUCCCACAUCGGGCGAGGAUACGAUACAGGUGCAUCAGGCAUUUACUAUCGCCGAAAUAUCAAUGAGACCUUCCAAAAGUAUCCGGUCGUUAGCGUGGCGCUGGCCUCACCUCCACGUUCUGGCGUUUGAGAAUGUUCCGGACACCCGAGUGGACAUAUUGAUCGGCUGUGAUGUACCCGAGGCGCAAUGGGUUCUGGAUCAAAGGACAGGAGACCGUAGAGAUCCGUAUGCUGUGCGCACGAUGUUUGGUCGGAUACUCUGCGGACCGCUCGGUCAUGAUGGUAAUUAUUCCGCCUCGAUCAACUUCAUCUCGCGGUCAGAUAAUCGCAUAGAACACGACCAGUAUCGGCUUUACAACCACGAGUUCGGCGACAUAGCAGACGACCGAGCAGCCCUGGCUGUCAAUGGCGUCUAUGGAAAGGGUGGUAUUAUUGGAGACUUUAAUCCCCCCGAGAUCGAAUGGACUACUGAAAGCGCUACACUGGAGUUGUUUGGCAGAAGCCCAAUUCAGAUAUUGCAUCCUAAUGCUCUGUUCCAACAUUUCAUCGGAGAGAACGGAUGA
This is a messenger RNA of Echinostoma caproni, 882 nucleotides long. The record is from the annotation of a GenBank genome assembly. Lineage: Eukaryota; Metazoa; Platyhelminthes; Trematoda; Plagiorchiida; Echinostomatidae.